Molecule: messenger RNA, 786 nt
Organism: Candida dubliniensis CD36
Lineage: Eukaryota; Fungi; Ascomycota; Pichiomycetes; Serinales; Debaryomycetaceae
Gene: GPM2
Product: Gpm2p
Exons: 1
Coding region: 1-786 (261 amino acids)
Biological process (GO): glycolytic process
Molecular function (GO): intramolecular phosphotransferase activity
Source: RefSeq, a predicted model, not a curated record
AUGGCCGUUCAUAAAUUAAUAAUUCUAAGACAUGGUGAAUCACAAUGGAAUCAAGAAAAUAAAUUCUGUGGAUGGAUUGAUAUUCCAUUAUCACAAAAGGGCAAACAAGAAGCAAUUUAUGCUGGAGAAUUAAUUAAAAGAAACCAUCUUGAUCCUGAUAUUUUAUAUACUUCGAAAUUAAUGCGGUCUAUAGAAACUGGAUUGACAAUUUUAGAAGUGUUACAGAAACCAUGGAUUGAUCAUAUUAAAACUUGGAGAUUGAAUGAACGACAUUACGGUCAAUAUCAAGGAAGAGAUAAACAUGAAGUGUUUGUUGAAUUGGGGAAAGAUAAAGAGAAAUUCCAAUAUAUUAGAAGAAAUUAUCAUGGAUUACCACCUUUAAUAGAAUAUGGUCAAGAUAAAUCAAUUGAUGAAAAAUACAAUGAUAUAUUAAAUAAAGAUAUAUUACCUCGAGGAGAAUCAUUACUGAUGGUAAUGGAAAGAUUGAUUCCAUUUUUCAAAUAUGAAAUAUUAGACAAUCAAAUGAUUCAAUUAAAUAAAACUGUUUUGAUAGUGACCCAUGGAUCAAUUGUUAGAAGUUUGAUCAAAUAUCUUAACCAUGUCAGUGAUGAUGAUAUAUCAAAGAUUAAUGUCCCCACAGGGAUACCAUUGGUGUUUGAAUUGAAUGAUAGAGGUGAAUUAAUCAAGCCUUAUUAUUAUUUGGAUCAAGAAAAGGCAGAAAAGGGAAUUGCCAAAGUGAAAAUGGAAGGUCUUGAAAGAAAAGGACAAACAGAUGAAAAACUAUAG